CCGAAGACAGCAGUGGGAUCCGGGAACCCGGAGGCAGCAGAGACUCAGUUCAUUGAGAGUGACUCAUUGCAGUAGCCCUCAGAAGAUUUUGCUCGGUCUCUCUGGGUUUUAUCAUGAUGAUCACAGUGGUGUAUGAUAACUCUGAGGCCACUGAGCUCUGUGCAGCUCAACACCUCUACCUCAAGCCUAUCGCCAAAUUGAUGAUCAAGGUCUUGCUUCCAGAGAGCACUGAAACUAUGAGACAUUUUUCUAACUGGGAAAUUCUUGACCAGUUGAAGAGCUUGAUUUGUCCUGACCAAUUCACCACUGUUCGACUCUCCAAGAGUACGAAGGACUUCAUUCGAUUUGAGGGGGAGGCUGAGACAUUAAGUUUGGUACAGAUCCUCAAGGCCAAGUUACAUGGUAAAAUCAUCAAGCUAAGUGGUCUGAAAACAGAGUUAAAAGUUGUGGCUACAGAUGCCCAAGGUGAGUGGGAACACUUCUCCAAGGAGAAGGAGGCUUUCUCCAGUGAUGAGGGUGAAGACCAGGAUCAAAACACGAGCCCAGAUUCCAUUUAUUUUGAAGGCUUGCCCUGCAAGUGGUUUGCCCCUAAAGGUUCUAGUGGGGAGAAGCCAUGUGAAGAGAUCCUCCGGGUUGUUUUCGAAAGUUUUGGGAAGAUCAAGAAUGUGGAUAUCCCUAUGCUCGACCCUUACAGAGAGGUAAUGACUGGCGAAAGCUUUGGAAGUUUCAGUUUGGGCUUGCAGACUUUUGAGGCUUUUGUCCAAUAUCAAGAAUCAACUGACUUUCUAAAAGCAAUGGAAUCUCUUCAUGGAAUGAAGCUGAUGCUGAAAGGAGAUGAUGGAAAAGCUCUGGCAUGUAACAUUAAGGUUAUGUUUGAUAUGACCAAACACUUCAGUGAAGGAGCAAUACAGAGGAGAAAUCAAGAACGGUUAAAACUACAGGAGGUUGAGGAAGAAAGAAAAAAAGAAAAGAAGAGAGAAGAGGCAGAGGCUGAAAGAAAAAGAAAAGAGGAGAGGAAAGUCCUAGAAAAGAAGAAGAAGGCCAGGGUCCGGAAACGAAGCCUGGAAGAGAAGGAGAGAAACCGUCUGAGCAAACCAGACAGAGCCAAAGCAGAGAUACCUCAGGAACCCAACUCUUCUGAAGAGUGGGAGGAGAGGAAGUACCUGCUGACUCAGAGGCGGGUAGAGGCCUUUCGUUUGCUCCAGAUACUCCUAAGAAAAAUUUCAGGAACACUCUUUCCCAGUCCUCCUUUGGUCUUGGGACCCACACAUCUUAACUCUCAAGAAGCCCAUUUUGCAGGUCCCAAGACCAAUAGUGUUCUUGAGCACACACUGGACACUUGGGAGAAUAAAGAGUUACAUCUUCCAUAUCUUCCAAAGCAGAACAAAAUACCUAAAGACCAUGUUGCCAAAUUAGGAAAAAAACAGAAAAAGAAAAUAAUGGUUGAGGUACAUAAAUCUUCCCACCAAGUUGGGGGGAGAAGAGGAAGAUAUACACCUAGCAAAGAGACAAUGAGAAACAUAGUAACUAACAGACACAAUCACAAUUUUCUCACUGACCAAGAGUCACUGGAGAUUAAACUAAUCCACCAUAAUUUUCUUGAAGAAGAAGACCUUAAUAAAAUCUUAUUUGAACAAGAUCAUAGCAAGAAAUUGAAGGUCUACGAAACGGAUGAAUUUACUAACUAUUUAUUAAACCAUUAUCAAAGUCCAAGUUAUACCCGUAUCUGCCUUGAACCAAGUUAUACAGGUUAUCAGUGGAAGAGAAUUGUCCACAGCACAAAAGAUGGAUUUCAAAUUAAGUUGAACAAAUUUGAUUCUUAUUCAACCAAUUGCAGAUCAGUGCAAAAUGUGCAAGGAGAAAAACAAGUUCAAAAGUUUGAUUCAAAAAUAAAGAGUUCUACUCAGAGUCCUGUGCAUACAUCACAGAAGAGAGGAAAAUGGGGGCAUUCUAAAGAAAGUGCUAUGGGAUUCCAUUGCAAGGAAAUAGAGAGUGAAGCUGAUCAUCUUUUGCCACUAACCAAGGAGAAUGGCCAUCUUUUGGAAAAGCCCUAUGCCAAUGAGGUAAAAAAAUUCAGAUCCACAAGAGAAAGCCCUGUUUCUUCAAAGGGCAGGCCAACAAACAUAAACUUUGAAUUGAAAGAUUUCCUUGAAGAAAUUAGUAGUGAUUCUGAAUACUUUAGUGAAAAAGAAGAGAAGAAAGGGAGUUCCAUGGGCACUUAUCAGAGCUUCCUCAAAAAGGACUUUCCUGAUAUUAAUAAAUUCAAUCCUCAUUAUCAAGAAAAGAGGUCAAAUCAGAGGUACUUGUGUUCAGAUAGGAAGUAUGAUUGUGAAGAACCUGUGGAACACAAUUUUAGACAACCAGUCAGGAGGGUUAAUUAUAAAAUGGCAGGCACAUGGUGUGACAAUACCAAGUAUUUCAAGAGAGGUGGAGUUUACAAAUGCAGAAAGAGAGUAAUGCCAGUCAUUAACUGUAUGUUUUAUGAAGGUAACUGCUGGGAAUCCAAUUCCAGUAAUUUAUUUCAUGGCAACAUGAGGAAAAGGAGGAGGUCUCAAGUUAACACAUGUAACGAAUACAUGACAUACAAACUCCCAUACAUGUCAAAAACAUCAUACAUAUAUAAUAAUGCUUUCUAUGUAGGGAAUUUCCCUAAAAGAAAAGAGAUUCCGUGGCAGUCGGAAUAUAACAAGGAUGUAGGGUUUCAACAGUCUGUGAAUCCUUAUUAUAUGCUUAAUGAUGAUUGUAAUGUUCAACAUAACACUGAUAACUACGCUGACAAUAGAAAUGACUACAACAGAUUGUUUUAUUUGAAAAAUGUUUAG
Sorex fumeus (smoky shrew) is the source of this 2822-nucleotide messenger RNA. RefSeq names its product A-kinase anchor protein 17B-like. The transcript is spliced from 6 exons. NCBI's taxonomy places the organism in Eukaryota, Metazoa, Chordata, Mammalia, Eulipotyphla, Soricidae. The record is from RefSeq and is a predicted model, not a curated record. Gene Ontology annotation, molecular function: RNA binding. Bases 114 to 2822 code for a protein of 902 amino acids.